CGGGCGCAGCGGGGCCGUUUCCCGUCGCGCGGUGAUGACGCCUCUGUAGCAACGCGUCGCGUUGCUGGGGCGGCCAUGGCGGAGGCCCCAAUGGAGGACCAGGCCCGGCCGUGGCCGCCGCCCGCGGGCGCCUACGCGGAGGAGCGGGGGCUCUUCCAGCUCCUGCAGAACAUGCUUGAAGAGCUAUUAAUUCAUAAACCAGAUGAUCCCAUUGAGUUCAUGAUAAACCACUUAAAGCAAAACAAUGAUGAUGCUCCAAGAAUUUGUGUCCUUGGUCCCCCUGCUUCUGGGAAAACUACAGUUGCAAUGUGGCUUUGUAAACAUUUCAAUGCCAUACGUGUCUCUCAGGAGACUUUGUUAUUCAAGGAAGUAUUAAUGCAGACAGAGGAAGCAAAGGCAUAUAAAGAAAGAAACCAGAAAAUUCCCAACGCGCUUUGGGCCAAUCUGAUCCAGGAACGUCUGUCAAACGUGGACUGCAUCAAACAAGGAUGGAUUUUGGAAGGCUUCCCUGAAAAUCAGGAACAGGCAUGGAUGCUGCAAUCAUCUGGCAUUUUUCCUAGGCAUGUUGUUAUGCUCUAUGCCCCAGACACUGUGCUGAUUGAGAGGAGUGGUGGGAAAAGGCUUGAUCCCCUGACACAAGAGGUUUUCCACACAACCUUUGACUGGCCCAGUGACCCCCUGGUGCAGGAGAGGUUGGUGAAACCAGAAGAUCUCUCUGAGCAGGAAGUGUCCAAGAAUCUGCUGGAAUAUCACAGAAACUUCCCAGAUAUUUUCCACAUCUACCAGAAAGUUCUGAAAUCCAUCAAUGCAGACCAGCCCUCCGUGGAUGUUCUCUCCCAGGCUCUUGCCUUUGUCCAAACCCGGCACCGCUCUGCUGCCCCCUUCACUCCCCGGAUUCUCUUUUUUGGCCCCCCAGGCAGUGGGAAGAGCCUGCAGGCAGAGCUAAUAGCUCAGAAAUAUGAUGUUGUCAACAUUUGCUGUGGGCAACUGCUAAAGGAAGCUGUUGCAGACAACACAAAACUUGGAGAACUCGUUAAGCCUUACAUUGACAAUGGAUACCCAGUGCCAGACAACCUUGUCCUGAAGCUGCUGACAGAACGCCUGAGCGCCCUGGACUGCCUGACCAAUGGCUGGGUGCUCUCUGGCUUCCCCAGGGAUGUCAAACAGGCAGAGCAGCUGCAGAAAGCACAGAUUAAUGCCAACAGGGUGUUCUUCUUUAAUCUCCCCUACGAGUCCAUCAUGGAGCGCCUGUCCCAGCGGAGGACUGAUCCUGUCACUGGGGAGAGAUACCACACCACACUCAGACCAGCUCCCACCCCAGAGAUCCAGGCCCGGCUCAGGCAGAACCCCAAAGAUGAGCAAGGAAACAUUGAGAAACGCCUGAACAUCUAUUACAGCCAUGUCAAGGCCCUGGAGGAUUUUUACCAAGAUGCCUUUUAUGUCAAUGCUGACCAAGACCCUUUUGUUAUCUUUGAGUUCAUAGAAAGUUGUAUCAUUAAGCCUCUUCCAUGUAAAAACAUUAGAAGUUUAUAAUUUGAAGGGAUGAUUUGUAGAAGAGUUGAUUUGAAUUUUUUCCCUGUAGUAUUUGCAGCCUGGUUGCUGAAGUGGCAGAUUAGCACCAGGGAAGGGGAAGUCAGGCAAGCUGUGCUAAAUGUGAAGCUCACCAAGGCUGAUUGAAGUACACAGGGUAAGAAAUUGGGCUUUAGGGGAAGUUUUUUGGCUUUUGUUUUGUGAUGCAAGAUAUCAAAUACCAUGGCUGGGGAAGUCCUGUGGUUAAUUAAAAUAUUUUUUUCUCUUUCUGAAUAGUAGUUUUGUCUUCUUCACUGUGUAAGACCCAUGAAGCCAAUUUGGAGUAUUAAAGCUGUUAGAUGUG
Molecule: messenger RNA, 1873 nt
Organism: Catharus ustulatus (Swainson's thrush)
Lineage: Eukaryota; Metazoa; Chordata; Aves; Passeriformes; Turdidae
Gene: AK8
Product: adenylate kinase 8
Exons: 13
Coding region: 76-1533 (485 amino acids)
Biological process (GO): nucleoside triphosphate biosynthetic process
Cellular component (GO): cytoplasm
Molecular function (GO): AMP kinase activity; nucleoside diphosphate kinase activity; ATP binding
Source: RefSeq, a predicted model, not a curated record